AUGGCCGCCCAACCUCAAGAAGACUACCUCGACAAGGGUAAGCAACUUAAUCCUUGAAUCCCCCAGAAAGCCCAUCCAUCCACGAUCCAUCCAUCCAUCCAUCCAUCCAUCCAUCCAUGCAUCUGUGCUUGCUUUGCUUUGCUUUACUUCGCUUCACUUCACUUAUCAUCUAGCUAACUCACAAUCAACCGCGCGUAUAUAGCCGUCGACGCCAUCGAGAAGAAAGCGGGCGCGGCCUCGGGCCACCCGGUGGAUCCCAGCAAAUACCGGGCCAAGAACGAGAAGCUGACGGAUAAGAUCCGCGAGUUUAUCGAGAAGAAGACGGGCAAGAAGGUAUUGUUUCCUCUCUCUUUUUCUUUCGCUCUCUAUUAGCAAGCACGCACGUAAGGUGUUGGGACUGAUAUUCUGGCUUUUUUCCUUAGAUUCCGUCGAAGAUUUCGAAUUAG
Messenger RNA from Lecanosticta acicola, 446 nucleotides. NCBI's taxonomy places the organism in Eukaryota, Fungi, Ascomycota, Dothideomycetes, Mycosphaerellales, Mycosphaerellaceae. The record is from the annotation of a GenBank genome assembly.